Molecule: messenger RNA, 6393 nt
Organism: Colossoma macropomum (tambaqui)
Lineage: Eukaryota; Metazoa; Chordata; Actinopteri; Characiformes; Serrasalmidae
Exons: 8
Coding region: 178-1296 (372 amino acids)
Molecular function (GO): cell-cell adhesion mediator activity
Source: RefSeq, a predicted model, not a curated record
GCGGAGUAGAGUAGAACAGUGCAGUGUGGAACAGAACAGUGCAGUGUAGUGGAGGAUCAGGGAGAGCAGAGAGAGCAGAUUUUCCCCACAGCUCUACAGAAACAGUGAAGAUGACCGACUCUUAGCAUAAUGAAGUUACACUGAAGUUCUCAUUGGAGGUCAUCAGGCUGGAAUGCUAUGAUGUUGGAUGCAAGUCUGCCAAAAUGCUUGCAGCUGUUUGUCUCCCUGGUCAUUGUGUCCAGAAUGGUAUAUGGCAGGGUUGUGGCCCCAGCGCGUCAGGAGGCUGUUGUGGAGCGCCCCUUCACCCUGACCUGCUCGCUGGUGAGGGCUAAAGGGGAAUCCAUCAAGCAGGUGCGCUGGCUGGACAUGCAGAACCAAACACUUAUCUCCUACGUGCCUGGACAGCCAGCCAGUGUGAGUGGACAGCAGCAUGUAGAGCUAGGGAGUGAAGCACGUGACACCAGCAAUGUGAUCAUCAAGCGCGUCAGCCACAGGGACGAGGGCUGCUACACCUGCAUCUUUGAUGUGUAUCCGUCCGGCUCCAAAGAUGGACACACGUGCCUCACAGUCACUGCAUCAGUGGUUCAGGAUGGUAAUAAGACAGCGGUCAGUGGGAAACAGGCAUCUCUGUCCUGUCGGUACGGUCUGCCUGAGAAGGUGGAGCAGGUUUUGUGGAAGAAGACGGUAGAGCGUGGUGAAACUCAGGAGGUGGCGUCCUAUGCUAAGCGAGGUGACCCUACCAUAAAUGAGCAGUAUGCGGACCGCACAAGCCUGAGCCGCUCUCUAUCUGACUCACGGCUCUCCUUACGGCCUGUCAGGACGGAAGACGAGGGCUGCUACACCUGCGAGUUCCACACCUACCCUGAGGGUACCAAGAGCGCCUCCACCUGCCUCACUGUGUUUGUCCUUCCUAAACCUCAAGUGAGCUACAAAACCACGUCUCCGGGUGUGAUAGAGGCUAACUGUACGGCUGUGGCCCGUCCGAAGGCUGAAAUUGUCUGGAAUGUGGAAGGAGACAACAGGACCCUGGGGCCUCCUGUGUCCACCAUCACACCACAGGACGACGGCACCAUACUGGUCAUCAGCACCCUCACCGUACAGGCCAGACUCCUGAAGGACGUGUCCGUCAAAUGCCUCGUCCACCACAAAGGGCUGGAGUCUGCCAUAGCUGUAUCCAUGAACACCAAGAUUGGAACAGCACUGGCCAUCUUGAUCUCGGUAACUGCAGUGGCCUUUCUGCUGGUCAUCUGUCUCUGUGUCUGCCUGUGGAAGUGUGUUCUGCGUAAAGACGACUGAUGUGUGUUGACCACCAGAAGAGGAAGACGAUGAGCUUCAGCUCUAAAUCCAACAGAACACUGAGAACACAGAGACUCACCCUGCUUCACUUAUGGACACAUGGAUUCAGCAGCAUAAGUCCUCAGUAUGACCAGCCAUGUUUAUUAGGCCUGACUCCCAACUACACACUGUCCAGAGACGGAAAAACUACAGGAAGCAGCCUGCACUACAUGAGUAUAUUGUGAAUUUUCAUUGUAGUUUCAAAAAAACUAGUAAUAUAUCUGUUGUUGAUCUUACUUAUUUUUGCAUUUUAUACCCAGGGCUGUGUGUAAACUUACAUUUGACAAAUUUAACAAAUCCCCCCUGGGGUUUUAAGGACACAUGUACAUAUAGCCCCUUUGACACAUGCAGUUGUAUCUGCAAAUACAUCCCAGGCUGUUAUGUGUGAACGCGAACUGAGGUUGAAAUGCCAAGAAAAAUUAAUCCAGCAGUUUGCUUAGAUGAGAUGUUAUAAAAUUACUGGCAAAGUUUCAGGUAUGACCAAAGGCCUGAAUGAAAGAGGGAGAGGUUUUGAAGGUGUUUUUGUCCUGUAGCCAUAUAUUCUGCUUGUUACAUGGUAUAAUAUUAUAAAUAUGCCUUUGUGAACCAAAUAUUAUAAGCAAGAACAUCAGCUGCUUAUAAUGGCAUGUUAUAAAUGAAUAACUUUGCCUCUGUAACAUGCAAGGUGAGGCAGGAUACGUGCACAAAAAAAUAAUAAACACUAGAGUAACAAGAAUAAGCUCAUAAGCACACAGACCUAGAAUGACAGACAAAAGUACAUGUAAGACGUUGUGAUGAACAAGGACAACAUCAGGACUGAAUAUAUUAAGAUAAACCAACACUAGUGAUGCACCAAAAUGAAUAACUGAACCCAAUGAUCAGGACACACUAGGCCUAAAAACCAAAAACCAAAGUUAACAAUAAAAAAAAACAGUUUAUUUAAAACAAACAUACUAAAAUUACUACAGUAUGCAGGUUGUAAUAUGUGCCAAAAAAAAUCCAACAUCCUCAACAACAGUAAACAGUUGGUCAUCCAAGGCAACGAAUUCCCUAAUUUUAGAAAUACUUUACCGGCGCUGUUGUUUGUGACUUUAAGAAACUGUAGCUCCAGAUGGCAUCUGAGUGCUCGCAGGGGCUUUAUUUUCUGUUUCUGUUAUUUUACUGUAUUCUGUGUUUUCAAGCAGGAUGUCAUGAUUUCAAGUGGAAUCAAAACUGUAGUGAAGAGCUGAGAGGGUAGAAACCGUGAAAAGGUUCCACACAACUGACAUCUUCAACCUUGAUCUGCUGCUGCUUCUCAAACUGUUUGAAAACAUCUGUGCUGGUGAGCACAGGAAGGAGGAGGAAACCAACUGUGUUUUUAAUAACCAAUUCUCAGUUUCAUUGCCAUUAAAAUUACUGUUCAAGACGAUUCUGACUCCACAUUGUAGGCUUUGUUUUUUCCUGUUGCUGUCAGUUCAGUGCAUCCCUUAGGCUGACUUUACACAGUGAAACUUCCACGCGACAUGAGUUGCUUGAAACCUACAUGAAAGUAAACUGCACAUGUGUAUUUUGUCAGUUAUCUGAGCCAGAACAACAAAUGUGAGUUUCUCUAAGGGAGCGUUUCUUUAAACAGCCAACAGCUGUUUAAACGACUGCUUGGGUCACCCUUUAUUCUAUGUUAGCCUGUUGUUAUUGUGAUUUAUCUAGCUACAUUUUCUCCUGUUGUGAUGCAACCAAUUUUACACAGAGCUCAGUUUCAUUUGGAUUUCAAAGGAUGAAUUGAUUGGAGAUAAGGAGACAGAAGCGCAUUCCUUGAUGAAUCUACAUGGACAGGCAUCACAUUGGCUAUUACCAUAGUUACACAUUAAUUUUCAUAGGCUUAACACACACAAAGCACAUUAGAAAAGUCAAAUAUACUGUAAAGACCCAUAGUCAGAUAGAUAAAACACAAAUAUAUAGAUACAGAAAAAAAGAACACCAAUAAAAUCUAGACAAUUUAUAAGAUGAUAAAAUGCUGCAAAUAUGUAAAUAACAUCUCGAAGAUUGCGAUACAGCAUAUUAAAAAUAUAAGCUGCUGUUUAACUAGUGAGGUAAUCCAAAUGUGUUGUGUGCAACUUUAGUUUUGAAUUGCUUUGUGUAACUGUCAACGUAUUAUAAAGGUGAAAUUAUGUUGCAGGCAACUCAUAACAUGCAACUAGUUGUAUAAAAGUUUUACUAUGUAAAGCCAGCCUGACAAACACAACAAGGCAACAGUGAUGGAAGUGAUAUGGGGGCGGAGCCAGAUUGUUCCAAAAGAAUCCAUAAUAAGAUCCAUGCAUGAUCCAUUUACCCACCCUUGUUCAUAGAUUAGAUAUCACAGUAUCAGACUUUAUAUUUUCCAAUUUUUUUCUGAUAUGUAUGAACUCACUGAACUUGGCAAUGUUCCAGCAAUAGACUGCAAAUAUGAAAGGGAGAUUCUUCAGCACUGCUACAAAAGCUAAUCAGAUGAUGUUCUUGGUUUUAUAUCUAAAAAGGCCUCAUGUUUGCACCCUGAAGAACUCCAAUCUGGUACUUAGAUCCCUAUUAUGGGUUUAUGUUGCGAUCUCCAAGUUUAAGUAGACGUCGAGGGCCUUUAUGGUGCUUUGGCACUCUCAAACAGGCUUUGCUGCUUCUGUCAUAUACAGAAUCAAAUACAGUUUCCUGUAAUUCCAUGCUGCUCAGAAAUGUAUCUAGUCUGAGGCUGAAAGGUGCAGCGUGGUUAUGAAUCUGUUGACACCGUAGCUGUUGAAACACCGAUUCUGUGUUUGCGUCACUUUCCUGGAAAUUUGUAUGUUUGUGUCUGUGUAUGUGUGUGUGCUGAAGUCUUUGCAGACAGGUUGAGUCUUUGUGCUCUCACAGUGUGUGCAGCAUGCAGUCGAUGGCAUCAGCUGAUGCAGCAAUGGGCGUCAGGAGAGGAUGGUAAAGGCGCCGAGUGUUCCAGUACAGAAUGCAUUAGCCACAGUGUGUGGGUUUGGGCAUGUGUGUGUGUUCAGUAUAUAAGUCUGUGUGUGCGUGCGCGUGUGUAUGUGUGCUUAUGUAAUACGUAAAAUGGUGUUAUUUUAGCUCAUAAUGCAUUACAUUGUUUAUAUGACUGGUGGAUACCACUGUAUUGUACAGAUGCAUCGGGCCAAUGGUUGCACUUAACCACACAUUAUUUCUGCUUGUGUUUAUUCAUACAAUUCACAAUAUUUGUGCCUUUAACAUGCAGUAAUGCUUUCUUUUACAGUUCUUUUAAGUUCUAAGUAUUAAUCAGGUAUUAAACUCUGAAGUACUAGGUAAUUAUUUUGGGUAGCAUGAUGGAAAGUUCCAAGACAGAUUCACUGUAAUGUCAGAAAAUUGGUAGGGGUAACUUUACUUUAACCCUGCUGCAUAACACUGACGUAACUAUGCCAUUAACAUGUCAUGGCAGAUGUCAUAUUCAGAGUUGUCAUAACAGAUUUUGGUCAGUAAAAUAACAGUGCCAUGUUACCAUUACCGAUAUCUGUCAUGACAUAUGUCAUUAUGUUUGAUGUCAUGACAACUUACGUCACAUGGUACGUUUUGUUAUGUACUCUGUCAUGACAUCAAACAGCAUAUGACAUCUGCUAUGACAUGUCAGUGUUAUGUAGUAGGGUUCAAGUGUCCUGCAUAAACACAUGACAUUACAAAUGGUGGGUUCAUUUGUACUCACCAUGUUACUUACUCCAAAUAAUUAUCCAGUGAUGAAAUAAUUUAUGCCCUUUUUUAUCUUAAAAGCUAGAACCUGUUUGCAUUUAGGUUUAAUUUAGUCAGACCAUCUGGGUACUUUGUCACAUUUAACCCAAAAUAAUCACCUAGUACUUUGAAGAUUUUGCCAAACACUUACCCAGUCAACCCCUUUAAAAGGCCAGGGCCCACCGGUGGGCCCAAAGUUUUAUUACACACUUCUAUAACCUAAGAAUAGCUCAGCCAGUUUUCACUGAAGUCCCUGUAGUUACUGAGUAAUAAGCCUUAAUUUGUAAUUUGUAAGCCUGUAAUUUCAAGGGGUUAAUAGCUAAAACCUGCUGGUCAUUUUAGUGUAAUUCAGUCAGACUGUCUUGGCACACACCAUCAUUGGUACACAUUUUCAAAAUAAUUACCUAGUACUUCAUAAUUUGUACCUCAAAAUUACCUGGUUAAUACAUAGAAGGGACAGUAAAAAGAAAGUGUUAUUCGAUGCACUACCAUUUAAGUUUUGAAUCAUUGUUCAAAAGUUUGGAAUUACUUUAUAUCCUCUAUAUAUCUUUUAUAGUUUUAUACUUAUAUACAUAUAGUUAUGUACUAUAAAAGAGUUUAGUUGUACGUACAUAUAUAAAAUGAUUGUAAUAUGCGUGUCCUGUACUUCCCAGGUUUCAAAUAGUCAGUAGGACUCUAGGAAACUGUAAAUAAAAAUGACAAAAUGCUGUCCAGAUUGACAAACAGAGCUAUAGACUGUAAAAUGACUGAGAAAGCUGUGGAACAUUGAGGAAUAAGGUACAUUAAUAAAAUAAUUAAAUCCCUUAAACGGCCAAGGUUUUAUUAAACUCUCCUAUAACGUACCACACUUUUAGAACCAGUUUGCAUUGAAGUCCUUGUAUUUACUAAAUAAUAAUAAGCCUUAGUAUGUAAUAAGCCUGGGAUUUUAAGGGGUUAAUAUUAGAAGUAUUAAAUGAAUACAUCAUUCAAAAGUGGUGAUCAACUCUCAAAGCAGACAACAUGACUUAAAAAUGAAUAUAAACACAUAAUUAGAUUACAUGAGUCAUCAUUUUAUUCACUUCUUAUUGACAGAAUUCUCAAAAUAUUGAACAAAAUAAGUAAAACAUACCUGUUGCAAUAUUUACGUCCUCAUUAUGUUUAAUUGUACAUAAAAUAGUAAAACAAAUGUUUACAUGGUAAGUGAAUCCAAACUUUUAAAUUCUAGUUUAGAUUUAUAUGAUUUUAUGCACUCCACUUUUUACAUUUCAUAUAUAAGCUUAGUUUAUCUGGAGUUCAGUGUCGACUAUGUCCUGUGUUUCCCUGCUUUAAAUUUAUGAGUUAUAGAACAUUAUCAACAGAACUGCAAAAUGUUAGAGUUUAUUUACUGCAAUCAGUAGUCUGUUUAUACAA